Symbiodinium natans is the source of this 825-nucleotide messenger RNA. The record is from the annotation of a GenBank genome assembly. NCBI's taxonomy places the organism in Eukaryota, Dinophyceae, Suessiales, Symbiodiniaceae.
AUGGUGCGGAUCAUCGUGUGCACAUUGCGCGGCGAACCACAGCAGAUCCUCUCAGAUGAGGCAGUCUUCUCUGUGGAGAAGCUCAAGGAACACCUAGGUGUCCUGGACCAAGGAUGCUUCUUGUCGACCAUCGUGCACAACAACGCAGCUCUUGACGAUGCGACAGACUUGGCAGCCUUCUCGCAGCCUGUGGAGGUCAACCUGGUUCAGCAUGCGAGCCACUGGUCACCACAUCUUCUCUCCGCGGCGCGCGGCCCCGACAUUUCAGAGGUCGAAGGUGCCCUGAGGAGAUUUGCAGAUCCGAACUCCCAGGAUGACAAUGGUUGGACUGCACUGAGCUUUGCGGCGUGUAGGGGAGACAUCGACAUGGUGAAGCUCCUGUGCAAAGCGGGGGCCGACCCCGAGCUCGGUCCGGAUGACAAUGCGCCAUUGCAUCUCGCUGUGCGCGAAGGGUGUCUGCGGGUGGUGGACUACCUCCUCGUGAAGAGGUGUGAUGUGAAUCAGCCGGACAGCUACGGGGUCACACCGCUGCAGGUCGCAGCAGAGGAAGGCCAUGAGGAGUUGCUGGCUUCCUUGUGCGAAGCGGGCGCAGAUAUGGAGGCUACGGACGACGAGAAUGUCACCCCGCUUUUGGAGGCCUGCCGUGUUGGCGAGGUGGGCGCAGUCAAAUCGCUGCUGGAACGACGUGCGGAGGUUGACAAAGUCACGCUCAAUGGCAGCUCUGCGCAAGACUUGCUCAUGGCCUCCCUCCGCAUGCGGCAGCAUUCUGCUGAGAAGGCUUUGCAAAUCCGAGAACUUGCCCGAGACUUGAACGCAUCAACGUGA